Molecule: messenger RNA, 3016 nt
Organism: Naegleria gruberi
Lineage: Eukaryota; Heterolobosea; Eutetramitea; Acrasida; Naegleriidae
Product: abc transporter B family protein
Exons: 1
Coding region: 124-2994 (956 amino acids)
Biological process (GO): proteolysis
Molecular function (GO): serine-type endopeptidase activity
Source: RefSeq, a predicted model, not a curated record
CGCACCUACAACAAAUUACGGAAGGCACAUCAUCAAAAAGCCUUCUAAAUUUUUUAUAAUAUUAUUCUCAUCUAGUAGACCAAAAUAAUUUCGUAUUUACGAAACUAGACGAAACUAAUCAAGAUGAAGAGAUUUUUAACGCUCUUUCUUGUUUUAAUAAUUUUUGCACUUUUCAUCACCCUGUGCAUGGGUAGUGAAUCUGGAUCAUCCAAUGAAUAUCUGGAUCGUUUUAAACAAUACUAUAAGGGAAUUAUUAAACAGGCAAAUGUUUUGAGUAAAGGAGAAGAAACUAAUGAGGAAAAUUAUUUGGAACUUUCUGAUGGUCUUCCAUUGGAUAAAUCUAAUUUAAUUCCACACCAAUAUAUUGUAAAAUUCAAGGAAAAUAUCAAAUUGACUGAAAAGGUACAAAUUACUUUUGAAAAGUCAACUGGUUGUGAAUUAUUACAAUACAUUCCAGAACAUUCGUAUUUAGUUUAUAUUAAUAAUGAUCAAGUGAAGAAGGUUCAAGCUUAUCCACAAGUUUCUCAUUUGAUUCCACUCACUCCAAAGAUGAAGGUUGAUCCAAAUUUGAUUCGUGAUAUGGAAUCUGGAGUAUUCGAAAGCUGUAGUGUAAAUACUCCUGGAAGAAAGGUUGGUGGAGCUAUUGUUCACAUGAGUGUUAGUUUAGUUCCUGAACUUUCUUCACAAUCUGCCAGAGAUGUUGCUGGACAAAUUAGAAGUGCCUGUGAAAAUCUCACCAAUGUAAAAUAUUUGAGAGUUGUUUCCAAUAGAAAGGUCAUGAUUAGUUUACAAAUCUGUUCUAGACAUGAUCUAGUUCUGGUUGUUGAUAUUUUGGCUCAUCAUCCAGCCAUUCACUGGAUUGAAAGAUUCGACAUGGAACGUGAUGGUUUCCUUCCAGAAAAUUACAAUGCUCGUUUAAUUGUUCAACAGGGAUCAUCAAGGGCAAGUAUUGGUGAUGGUCCAUUCUAUCAAGUUGGAAUUACUGGUAAGAAUCAAACAGUUGCCAUUACUGAUUCUGGUUUGGAUGUUGAUCAUUGUUUCUUCCAUGAUCCAGCUGCUUCUGUUCCAGUCAUUCAAAGUAGUGAUUCAUUAAUUAGAACUGUUUUAAAUGCUCCUCAAGCUGUUGAAAGUAAUCAUCGUAAGAUUAAGGCCUAUGUUGCUUUUAUGGAUAGAAAAGAUGGUGGACAUGGACAUGGAUCUCACACUUCAGGAACUCUUGCUGGUAAAUGUCUCUAUCCAGAUAGUCCAAUUUGUAAACACAAUGGUAUUGCACAAGAUUCUAAAUUGGUUUUCUUUGAUGUUGGUUGUGAUUUGGAUGGUGGAUGUCAAUGUGAUUCAUUCGAUGCUUGUCCAUGUUACAUGUAUCCAGAAGGAAAAUGUCCAGGAAAGAACAAAUUGGUUACACCAAUUGACUUGUAUAGUGGUUUAUUCGAACCUCAAUAUAAAUUGGGUGCUCGUAUUUCAUCCAAUUCAUUGGGUGGUAAGAUUGGUAAUGGAUACACUCAAUCAACACAAGAAAUUGACAAAUUCCAAUAUGAACAUGAUGAUUUCCUUGUAGUUUGGUCUGCUGGUAAUUCUGGUGCCAAAGGUUACAUGACAUUGACUGGUCCAUCAAAGCAAGCCAAGAAUUCUAUCAUUGUUGGUGCCUCUGUCAGUGGAAUUGAAUCAUGGAAAGAAGCUCUCAAAUAUAGAAAUUACACACAACGUGCCAAUAUUUUACGUAAGAAAUUGACCAAAAAGUACAAUUGUAAAUGUGGCGUCUGUAAUAUUAAGAAGUGUUCAGCCAUUGACAAGUUGAAAUCCGAAGAAGGAUGUAAUGCAUACAUGGGAGACAAUUGUAAAUUCAAACACAAAUUGAAGAUUAUGAAGAAGAAACUCAAUUUCAAUGUUUCAUUUGCAUGCAGUCAAAAGUGUGCCUUGAAGAGUUUGGAAGAUGAAAAGUUGAAACCAUUCUUCAAUGAACAAAACUUGGCAGAUUUCAGUUCAUUGGGACCAACACUCGAUGGUCGUAUCAAGCCAGAUAUUGUAGCUCCAGGUUAUUUCUUGCUUUCUGCCAGAUCUCAUUUCGGUUCUCAAGAAGGUAAAUGUUCUCUCUCCAAUAAGAAUGAUAUGAAAUUACAAUUGAAAGAAAUGGGAGGUACAUCAAUGUCAACACCUGUCGUUGCUUCAGCUGCCACUCUUGUAAGACAGUAUUUCACUGAUGGUUUUUAUCCAUAUGGUAAACCAUCAGUUAAUGCUGAAUAUACUCAACCAUCUGCUGCACUUAUUAAGGCAAUUUUGAUUCAAAGUGCUAGAGGAAUGAAGGGACUUGCUAGAAAGACUGACUCUUUCACUCAUUUCAAUAAGAAGCACAGAACUAUCUUUGAAGGACACGGCCUCAUUAAUUUGUCAAACACCUUAAAGUUGGCCAAUAACCCACAAACUCCACAAGAUUUGUUCGUUAUUGAUAGACAAGAAAUUACCACUGAUAUCAUUCACUCAUAUACUUUCAAUGUUGGUGAUAAUGCCACAGAAUUGGCAAUUACUUUGGCCUGGACUGAUUAUCCUGCUUCUCCAAUGGCCUCUCUUGCCCUUGUCAAUGAUUUGGACUUGAAAUUGGAAUAUGAAACAAAUGGUGAAGUUCAAUCCAUCUAUGGUAACCACUUGUACAAUAAUAAUCAACCUGACAGAUUGAACAAUGUUGAAAAGAUUUUGAUUCCACUCCCACCAGUUAAUACUGAUUUGAUUGUAACUGUUAAAGGACAUAAUGUUCCACACGGUCCACAAAAAUACAGUUUGGUUAUUAAUGGAAAGAAGAUUACUAAGGCCUCAAGAAUUAGAAGAUCCCUCGAUGUAACUGAUGUUUCUCCAUCCAAUAUUGUAAACUUUUUCAAUUGGGAAUUUGCCUUAAUCAUUACCUCUUUGGCUACUGCUUUACUCGUUUCUGUAGCUGUCAAUAUUGGUCUCUGUGUUUAUUCUUGUAUUAAGAGAAAGGCUACCUAUGCCAAUCUUUAAAUAAAUUAGUUUAUUAUUGAAA